Molecule: messenger RNA, 2987 nt
Organism: Dreissena polymorpha
Lineage: Eukaryota; Metazoa; Mollusca; Bivalvia; Myida; Dreissenidae
Exons: 1
Coding region: 296-1885 (529 amino acids)
Molecular function (GO): protein binding
Source: RefSeq, a predicted model, not a curated record
GAGAUGUUUAUAUACUCGGUUUUCAGGCCAUGUAAACAUAAAUGAAGUCCUACUUCCAACAAUACGGAUGUAAACAAAGUUGUACGAGUGAAACAAAAAGACGGUUAUAAUUUCUAACUUAGAACAAAUCGGAUUUUCUUGUUCUGUGACAGAAAAUUGGCGCAAGAAGGAUACUUACGUUCAAAAUCUUUAGGUGACUUGAAAAUACAUAGUGUAUUAAACUAUUAAAACGCACCAUAGCUUGCAGCUAGGUCGACUUGCGAAUAUUGAUUUUUAAAUUGCAGAAGGUUGAACAAUGAAGGAACAGUGUGAGCAGCGGUUAAAGAAUGCCGACAGUAAAUGCCCGCCACAGAAAUGUGUGGACGGGGACAAUAACACGGUCGAGAAGAAACCUGAGGUUCGUCAACAGAAGGCGAACACGAAUCUCUCAGCACAGUGCGUGGUGCACGGAAACGCCCUGCUGUACUGCAAAGAUUGCCUUGAUAUUAUCUGUGGACAGUGCGAGAAAAUCCAUGUCUCGCAUCAGAAGAUGAAAUUGGUGGACUCGAGCAAAGUUGCGAAGGCAAAGAUGGCAAAGGAGACUAAACAUUUGAAAACUUUGAUACGGUACGCAAAUGUCGUUAUUAAAGACUUGAACUGCUAUCUUGAGAAGCAGAAAUUGCAUUUUUUAGAUAUCAGCAAUGAGAUUAUGGAGCGCGCUAACCGUUUGCCGGAGGGAACCGAACAUUUAAGCCAUAGUUUGUUGGACGAUAUUCAGGCGGAGCACGACUCAGAAACAAAUCGGAUUAAGAACAAGAUUGCGGAGUUCAAUAACUUUAUCGCUGAAGCGAAAUUGUUGGUUACAAAUGGCGAAAACAUCGGUAAUUCCGUUGAUGAAGCUUUCCUCACAGUUCAAAGCGGCGCGUUCCUUAAAAAUGCGGCAAGUUUGACACUACCGGCACCGCCAAAAGAAUGCAAUCUGUAUGUAUUAACACCUAUAAUUACCCCCUCAGACGGAAGUGCCUUGUCACCCGAGCAGAUGAUUGGGGAGUUUUCGAAGAUCCACGUGCCCUGGAGAAUAGAGGUACAGCGAACAGCCUCUAUUCGACCGGAAACUAUAAGCGCAAGAUUCGUUACGACAAUGUGCCCGGCUAAUGACGGCAUGGUGUGGGUAGUGUGGCAGUGGGGACCGGAAAUACACCUCGUCGAUAAGAACGGAGACGUUAAAAAGACAAUCAAUGCCAACUGCAAAGUGGACGAUAUCUGCACAUAUAAAGACACUCUUGUCAUUUCCAGUCACGAGUCAAAAAGCAUAAAGUUUCUCAAUGAAAACCACGAGGUUGUGAAAACAAUCGAAAUGGACAGGGUACCACGUGGUACGACCUUCACCUCUCCGAACGAGGUAGUCACCUGCUGUGUUCAAAAUUUGCACCACAAAAACGGGGACAAGAGUUCGAUGGUUUGCACAAACAUCGACACCGGCGCUCAGCACGAGUUACCGUGCUCAGAGCAUCUCCUUCAACCUUGGCGGCUCGGUGUUAACGUAAACGGCGACAUCUGUGUCUCCGAUCGCAACAAGGGCAGCAUCAUGAUAUUUGACCACGAGGGAAAUCUGAAAUCAAGCUACAGCGGGCCGGAUACGACGACGCGACACCCCCUGGCGCCACACGCCGUAGUUUGCGACAGGUACGGUCAGAUACUCGUGGUGGACUAUACAAACCACACCGUGCACGUGCUUGACCCGAUCGGGCGUUUCCGAGGGUUCCUGAUAAUGGAUACAGAACUGGAAAAACGGGCCGUGUUUAUGGGGACGAGCUCCCCAUUUUCAAUCACGAUUGACAGCGAAGGCGACGUGUGGGUGGGUAAUAAAUUCGGCUUUCUGACGGUUCUCAAGUUCAGAGUUUAACUCUUGGUGGCGCUUUUGUAUCAGACAGUAUUGUGAUUCGAAUGUUUUGUAUUAGUUGUAUAAAUUACUAUUUUUUUCAUAAGGAUAUUCUGUGAUAUAAUAGUGUAUAUUAAAUAAUAAUGUUUGAAGGCUGUUAAAUUUUAUUGUUGAUACUAUACAUGUAUUGAUAGCUUAAUUGGUCCAAUUGUAUGUUUUUUCUUCAUGUUUUCUUAAACAACAUGUUUAAAUUCUAGGUCCUCCACAGUUCUUAAUUUCUUUUUGUUAUGUAUUUAAAAAAAACAACCGUAUUUUAUCGUCUCCUGUUUCUAGCAUUUUAAAGUCUCUAUGCCAUUAGUACCUGUUCGGCGGUCAUGUUUUGCUUGAAUAAUACUCAUGUAUAACCAAGUACGUCUUAAGAGCAUACGCAUAAUUACUGGACCGGUGAAUUAACAUGUAUUUUACAGUAGUUUUGUCAAAGUGACAAAACAUUAUUACCUCCAUUCUGAAUCUUAAUUAAAUACUCCAUUAUUGUGCUGAUGAGACAUUGUUCGUCUAUGAUAUCGGAAAGUAGGGCAUUCAUUGAUUAUUGGAAUAUUAUGACAUGUAUAUACCAAGUACAUGACAGGUCGUCCAGACAGCAUAGGGCGAUAUGUUAUUCAGAUAAGAGCACGGCUCUGACGUCAAUGUGGGUUUGUUUAAUUAAUUGUAAAUAAUUUAUUAUGUCUACUGUAUGAUUUUGUUGAUAUUAUGUUGUUGUUGUUUAAGUGCCUCAGAGCAGUACAAUCAAAUUGAUAUUAACCCAUUUAUGCCUAGUGGACUCUCCCAUCCUUCAAAAUUGGAUCAAUUUAUUUCCAAAAUUAGGGAUGUUUAGUAUACUUAUUUCUAUAUUUAGAAUAUUUCUUACAGAUAUUCCUUUAAGCAAACAGCGCAGACCAAGAUGAGACGCCGCAUCAUGCGGCGUCUCAUCUGGGCCUACGCUGUUUGCAAUGUGAUUUUUUUCAGGACGCUAGGCAUAAAUGGGUUAAUUUAAGAAGCAAAUAAUAUGCUGUGUAUCAUGUGUUGUCACAAAAAUCCAUAUUUUCUUUACUUGGAAAAUGUUCAUUGAAUUAAAUGUUAAAAUAUA